UUUACUUCUUAUAUUAAUAUAGUAUUUCAAAUUUUGUUUUUUAUACUUAACUUAAUAAUUGAUAUAGGUAGCUAUUACCUCCUUCRGUAUAGGAGGUUUCCUAUAGGCACCGUCGAAUUCAAAUUCAACAAUAUAUUAUUAGCUUGUACGUAAAUGGACAACCCGAGGUAUAAAUACGAAUAUGGCGCACAACAAAAUUCAACCGUUAUCAAUGGCAAUCUGCAAUUAAAUAAUAAUACAGUAAAUAAUGAUGUUAUCUUGCCAGUGGACGAUGCGGAAUCGUCAAAACUAGAUUCUAACCAGAAGACGACAUUUACAUCACAUACUAAAAACCUCUAUCUAAAAAAUCUAACCACUUUUAUCAAAAGAAAACUAUUUAUAUUACAGUGGAUUCCCAAUUACUCGGGUGAUGACUUUCUUGGCGAUCUCUUGGCCGGUAUAACAAUCGGCUUAACAGUAAUACCUCAAUCAAUGGCAUUGUCUAGCAUAGUUGGGAUACCAGCUCAGUAUGGUCUUUAUAGUUCCUUUGUAGGGACAUUCAUUUACUUACUAUUUGGCACAAGCAAAGUAGUCCCGAUGGGACCAACCGCCAUCGUCGCUCUGUUGAUUAACAACACGAUCGGAACUCGGGGAUCGGCGUACGCAACGUUAUUGUGCUUCCUGAGUGGCAUAAUCCAGACGCUGAUGAGUUUUGCGGGCUUGGGGGUCAUCAUCAACUUCAUAUCUGUACCGGUGUCCUCAGGGUUCACGUCAGCCGCAGCUAUUCUUAUCAUCAUUUCCCAGGUGAAAGACCUGAUUGGCGUCAAAGGUGGUGGUGGAAACUUGUUGAGGAUGGUCCGAACAGUAUUAAAGCACAUCAAUAACAUUAGCACGGGAGACACAGUCAUGGGCUUCGCAUGCAUAGGGGCAGUGAUGCUCUUAAAGGCGUUCAGUGMUAUUCAGAUAGGUCCAAAAGAAGAAGAACUACAAACUCUGUGGCAAAAAUAUGUAAACAAGGUCAUCUGGGCGAUCGGUGCAUUUAGAAAUUCAAUUGUAGUGAUCGUAUGUAGUAUUAUCUGUUAUUGGUGCGUACAUACAACAAAUCACGAUAUUACGUCCAAUCAGUCACCACCAAUCCCGUUCAAUGUUAUAGGUAUGUAA
Molecule: messenger RNA, 1140 nt
Organism: Diuraphis noxia (Russian wheat aphid)
Lineage: Eukaryota; Metazoa; Arthropoda; Insecta; Hemiptera; Aphididae
Product: sodium-independent sulfate anion transporter-like
Biological process (GO): sulfate transmembrane transport
Cellular component (GO): membrane
Molecular function (GO): secondary active sulfate transmembrane transporter activity
Source: RefSeq, a predicted model, not a curated record